Dermatophagoides pteronyssinus (European house dust mite) is the source of this 2765-nucleotide messenger RNA. RefSeq names its product replication factor C subunit 1-like. The record is from RefSeq and is a predicted model, not a curated record. Gene Ontology annotation, cellular component: nucleus; DNA replication factor C complex. Gene Ontology annotation, molecular function: ATP binding; ATP hydrolysis activity; DNA binding. Lineage: Eukaryota; Metazoa; Arthropoda; Arachnida; Sarcoptiformes; Pyroglyphidae. Gene Ontology annotation, biological process: DNA replication; DNA repair.
AAUGUAUGAACAGAGCUAUUUACACUCAAUUCGAGCAUGUUGUGUGGAAAAUGAAAUACGACGCGCGCGCGCGUUUUCAAUCCCGCUAUUUUCAUGUUGUUUACAUGUAAACAUGAAUAUUUGGUAAAGUUUUCUUUUAAAAACUAAAGUUUCAUUUUUUUCUGAUUUUCAAUAAAAAAAACUAUUCUAAUAGAAACAAUGAAUUCGAUUAAGAAACGUAAACAUCCUAUUGUUGAUGUCAGUGAUGAAGACGAUGAUGAUUUCAAUCGAAAUUCUCGAAAACAUGAAUCAAAAAGCAGAAAAAAAUCUGCACCUGAACUUGGUAAGAAAAAAUUGAAACGUAUCGUUUUGGAAUCAAGCAGUGAUGAAGAUAAUAAUGUAAUCGAUACAAAUAUUAGUGAUUCAAUUAAUGAUAUUAAAAAAGAUGCUAAAAUCAGAGCACGAAAUUUAGCUGCCGGUAAAGCUGAUCUAGAUGUUGGCAAAUCUUCUGCCUCAAAAUCAAAAUCACCGAAAAUUUCACCACCUGAUCAAAAGAAUAAAAUUCUUAAUUAUUUUAAACCUAAAAAUAUUGAUUCGAAUGAUACUAAACAAGAAACGAAAAAACAAUCAAACGAAACGAAAAAAGUUGAAACAAAAAUCACCGAUGAUGAUGGUUAUACAUAUACCACAGUUAAACCAUAUAAAUCCAGUUCAACAACGACAAAAAUCAAUAAACAUGAAAACUCUGAUCAUAUAAAAAAAUCAAAUGAUAAGAAUUCUCAUCCGAAUGAAUCGAUCGAGAAAAAAAUGAAGCAAAAAAUUGAUGAUUCUCUUGAUAAAAAAUCCCAGAUUAAAGAUGUUGAAAAAACUAAAGAAAAGUUAGCCGACAAAACAGGUGAUAAUAUGACGGCAAUCAUUACAAAAUCAUCAAAUAAGGAAUCACCACGUAAAUCGGAUAAUCAGCUUAAUAACAAUGAAAAAGUUAUCAAAGUCAAAGAAUCACCAUCGAAAAAUAAAUUGUUGAAACAGGAAAAAUCACCCAAAAAAUCCAAAUUAACAAGUUUACCAAGAAUAGUCGAAACACAACGAGUCUCUGAAUUAUGGGUAGAUAAAUAUAAACCAACUAGUGUAAAACAAGUAAUCGGUCAACAAGGUGAUCGUAGUUCAUUGAAUAAAUUGAUAAAAUGGCUACGUAAUUGGCAUUCAAAUAUUGAUAAAAAACCAGGAUUCGGUAAAUGGGGACCAGAUGAUGGUGCAGGAUUUCGUGCUGCAUUACUUAGUGGUCCACCGGGUAUUGGUAAAACAACUACAGCACAAUUAGUAUGUAAAGAAUUGGGCUAUGAUUAUCUGGAAUUGAAUGCAUCGGAUCAACGAAAUAAAAAAUCAUUGCAUGAAAAUGUUCGUGAUUUAUUGAAGAAUACAAAAUUGACCGAUUUUUUCAAAUCAACAACUAAUACCAAUGAUCAUGAUGAUAGAUCUAUUGAUAAUGAACAAAAACUUACCUCAAAACAUUGUCUAAUAAUGGAUGAAGUAGAUGGUGUUUCGGGCAAUGCAGAUCGUGGUGGUAUUGCCGAAUUAAUACAGUUAAUCAAAUCGACAAUGAUACCGAUUAUUUGUAUCUGUAAUGAUCGUGGUGAUCAGAAAAUGCGUUCAUUAGUUAAUCAUUGUUUUGAUUUACGAUUUCAUAAACCAAAAUUAGAACAAAUUAAAGCAACAUUAAUGUCGAUUGUAUUUAAAGAAAAAAUGAAAAUUGCUCCAGAUGUAUUGGAUGAUUUAAUUGUUUCAUCCAACUUUGAUAUCCGUCAAUGUAUUCAUAAUCUUUAUUUACUUUCCAUACAACAAUCAUCAUCAUCAUCAAAAGUUUCAAAAUUGAUCAAUAAUAAUCAAGAAAAACCGAUAAAGGAUGUUCGAUUGACACCAUUUGAAGCUAUACGAAAAGUAUUUUGUACUGGCCGAGAUUAUGCUUUGAUGUCUUUGGAUGACAAAUCAAAUCUAUUUUUCUGUGAUUAUUCAAUAAUGCCAUUAUUUGUUUAUGAGAAUUAUAUUUCAAUCAAUUUGUCUAGUAAACAGCCUAGUGUUGGUAAACAAUUAAAACGAUUAUAUAAAUCAAUUGAUUCAAUAUCCCAAUCGGAUUUGAUUGAAAAAGAAAUACGUUCAAAUCAAUCAUGGUCUUUAUUACCAUUGCAGGCAAUAUUUUCAACAGUAAUGCCUGGAUCAUAUAUGCGUAGCGAAAAUGGUCUUGGUUGUCCACAAUUUCCACAAUUUAUGGGCAAAUUAUCAACAACAAAUAAAAAUAAUCGUAUCAUUGAAGAAUUAUCAUCACAUUUAAAAUUAUCAGUGAAUGGAUCAAAACAAUCGAUUAUUAUGGAUUAUUUAGAACCAAUCAAAAAUACAAUUAUUAAUUCAUUGAAAAAUUUGGAUAAAGAAUCGGCUAUUACGAAUGUAAUCGAUUUAUUGGAAAAUUAUUCAUUAACAAAAGAAGAUAUGAAUUCGAUAUUGGAAUUUUGUGUUUGGUCAGGUGAACAAGAUCCAAUGAAAACGAUUGAUUCAAAAAUGAAAGCAGCAUUAACACGUGCUUAUAAUAAAAAAGAUUUCACCCUACCAUAUGCACGUGAUAGUGAUUGUCGUAAUGUAACAACAACAAAAUCUGGUAGAAAAAAAGGAAAAAAUAAAAAUGAUUUGGAUGAUGGAUCACAGGAUGAAUCAAUGGAUGAUCAAUUCAACGAUGAUAAUGAUAAUGAAGUUAUGGAUUUUUAUUGAAAAAAAACAAACAAAAUGAAUAAAAU